Molecule: messenger RNA, 2341 nt
Organism: Odontomachus brunneus
Lineage: Eukaryota; Metazoa; Arthropoda; Insecta; Hymenoptera; Formicidae
Exons: 12
Coding region: 69-2063 (664 amino acids)
Source: RefSeq, a predicted model, not a curated record
CGAUUUGAUAACUUGUCUACGUUGUGAUAUACUGCUUGCAUAAUGUUCCCUCUCUACAUUGUGCAAAAAUGUCUCACACUGUUCACCUGAGGAAUCUUAUCGUGCUGAGUGUUGCUUUAUUAUUUAUUCACGACAUAGACGCAGAUUCAUCCAACAGAAGAAUCUUACCUACGGAGGUGGAGGUGCAAGAAGGCCAAGAUUUUCAGGCGCAUUUCCCGAAAGUUUUAAGUGACGAAGCGACGUGCUACGUGAGAACUCCGCUUCUUGUCAAUUGCAACCUAAAGCUCCCUGACAGCGAGAAGAAUGCAACUUGCGACGAGAGAAUCCAUUAUUGGUCGGUAAACAGCGCGUGCGGUUUCUACGUCACGAAUGUACAGAAGGAGGAUAACGGAAUGUGGAGGCUUACGUCGCAAAACGACGACGAGAGAGUGAUAGACGUUAUCAUAGUCAAUGUAUUAGAUAAAUUCAACAUUGAAUUGGAGACAAAGGUGGAGUUAACAAAGGGAAUGGCAUACACAUUCACGUUUCCCGACGUCGAAAAAUACUGUAUAAUGCAGAAUCCACACGAUCCCUCCAGUAUAGUCGUGAACAACGAAUGCAGUGUGGAGAUAGAAAAGGUAUCCGCGACGGAUACAGGAACCUGGAACGCCAUUGUUGGCGUGAGAGGCCAAAUCGAGGAAGUCGUGAAGAAGAUAAACCUGUCCGUUUUUUACGAACACGUAAAAUCCGGAUAUAUUAUUUCUUCCGAUCCCGAAGCAAUACAUAUAUACUGCAACUACAUAUCAAUGGAAAACCGCUUGAAUAUGUGUAGAUUUGCAGUAUCUUCGAUCAAUCAGAAAGGAUUAAGAUUGCGCGAAGGUAUGCGCAAGGACAGAUACGAAUAUUACGGCAACGGGCUGAAGAUGGGAGAAUGUGGUCUAACGAUUCGAUCUCCGAAAGAAAAUGAUUACGGGAUCUGGCACUGCUUGCUCGACGUGGUGGAUAAGCCAUCUAUCACAACAGUCGUAGAAGUAUUAAAGCCCAAGAGUUUUCAGAAUCAUAUAAAAGCAACCACUCUAGCUCGUAUAUUUACUGUCUCACCUGUUAUCACGACCAAAGGAGAAGUUAUUAAACUGGAGUGCUCUUCGAAUAAGCCUUUAAGCUACUGCUGGUUCUCUCAACCAAACGGGAAAGUUUAUCGAACUGAACCGAAAUUAAAGGAAUCGACGACAUUUAGUAAUAUGCACGAGGAUGAAACUUAUUGGUUCGGUAACUGCGAGAUCUUGAUAAAGAAUGCCACACUGAAGUACAACGGCACGUGGACUUGCCAUAUGGGGCCUGCUUCACCCGGCGUGGAGUUAACCGAAGAGAUCCAUGUUCGGAUAGCAGAAACACCUCUGGCGGCCAUCACAAAGUUUAUAUCUUACGUUGGCCCCAGGAUUAUCUUCCAAUGCAAAACCGUGCCGCACGCGAAGACACUUACUUACUGCAGAUUUCAAUCGCCAACUGGAUUCGGUAUACAUGUCAACGAGCUCGUCAAUGAAAGCAAUGCCAUCGAGCAAGACAAUGUGCGUUAUUGGUAUAGCGGAGAGAGUCUUGCGGCUGGCGAUUGCGGAUUAGUUGUUGAACCUGCGAGUUUGAUACACAACGGCAACUGGACGUGUGCGGCAAACAUCGAGUUUCUGGCAACUAACGAGUCAUUCGAUACGAUUUAUUUCUCUUACAAUAAACCCACCUCAGAUGUGAAUACAGAGAAUGAUAACACUUCGGCUACCGUCAGUAUCGUCUUCGGUUGUCUGGGAUUCAUAAUAGCACUGGCAAUCUUAAUAGUACUUGGUAUCAAGUACAAAAAAAGAUUCUGGAAUCGCUCUCAAAGUCAGAAUGGGGACAAUUCGACGCAAAGACAAGACGAUGUCUCACUAAAUACGGUGCCAACCGAAGUUUCGAUUUUUAGUGUACAAAGUAUUAGUAGAAAUGAAACUAGUAAUAGAAAUAGUGAAAGUAGUGGUAGUAGUGGUACUGAUAAUAAUACUGGCAGUAGUACGAGUAAUAACAGUCCUCAGCUCCCACAAACGCACAUGUAACUAAUAAUUCCUGUUACGUAACCAGAAUAUAUCAGAUGCCUAUAAGCACCUGAAUUAUACGUUUUACACCGUUAUGUUUUAAUAAUAUUAACGAUAACAUUGACAGUCCAAAUUUUCCAUAAAUGUUACAUUGAACAUAUAUAUGUUUUUUAUCGCACAGUAAUUGAACAAUAAUCUAUAUAAUACUAAAGAUUAUUAGAGAAUAAUAGAAAUAUUGAGACAUUUAUUUCUCUCUUUACGAUAAGUUGAAGAAGAAAAUAAAAAUCUUAUAAAUAUUA